Molecule: messenger RNA, 2601 nt
Organism: Pomacea canaliculata
Lineage: Eukaryota; Metazoa; Mollusca; Gastropoda; Architaenioglossa; Ampullariidae
Product: eukaryotic translation initiation factor 5A-1-like
Exons: 5
Coding region: 97-570 (157 amino acids)
Biological process (GO): positive regulation of translational termination; positive regulation of translational elongation
Molecular function (GO): translation elongation factor activity; RNA binding; ribosome binding
Source: RefSeq, a predicted model, not a curated record
UAACAUUAUUAAGAGUUACCUAUCUUCUGACUGGUUAGUGCGGCGCAUGCGCACAGUCUUUCUCAUUGCGAGCCAGUCUACACGUUGCCCAUCACCAUGGCAGAUGAAGAGCAGUUUGAGUCAGCAGAAUCUGGGGCCUCCAAGACCAUUCCUAAGCAGUGCUCAGCUCUGCGCAAGGGAGACUUCGUCUGCAUCAAGAACCGCCCAUGCAAGAUAGUUGAGAUGUCUACAUCAAAGACUGGCAAACAUGGGCAUGCUAAGGUGCAUCUUGUGGGCAUCGAUGUAUUUACUGGCAAGAAAUAUGAAGAUAUUUGCCCUUCCACUCACAACAUGUUAUCCCCUGUGGUGAAGCGCACUGAAUAUACAUUUGUGGACAAGACUGAUGAUAAGUUCCUGCGUCUUAUGAAUGACAAUGGCGAAAUACGAGAAGACCUUAGGUGUCCCGAUGAAGAGCUUGGAAAAGAAAUUGACGCCAAAAUAGAAGCUGGGGAGUCCUUCCUUGUCACUGUGCUGGAGGCCAUGGGUGAAGAGUGUGUGGUCAGCUGUAAAAAUCUGUCUUCAGACAAGUAAAACUUCUUGGCAGCCACCACUCAGCUGUAGGCACCUACAAUUCUACGAUGUGUACAGCACGUGCAGUGGGCGGCAGCAGGAACAGCCCCUUUCCAUCUUGAACCUCCUUGUCGCUGGCUCUUGUUCCUUGAGCUGUGCUCUGGCGGCCAGGAGCCUUGAUGGUCAUCUUUUCAGUCAUCAUCAGUCUUUGCAGAUGGCCGUCGCUGGCAUACAAGUUUUCAUGUUUUUUCCCAUUGCAUUUUCUGAGUCAGUAUACAUAGUCUUUGAUCAGUGGAUUUUUAUUUUGUCUUGACACUAAUACAAGUGUCACCUGACACCUUAGUUUAAACUUAUUUGAGAAACAACCCCAAGGUCUAAACUUAGAAUUUCAAGAUGUAAAGAAUGUGUGCGGAGUAGUUUGUUAAAGAAGGAUGUUAAGAAUAGCCAGGUAACUUCAAGAAUCAUAGGACAUUGACGUUUUGCAAGAUUAAGACUUUUUUUAAAAAAUGGUUAUCUUUCCCCCCCUAAACAUCUUGCUGAAAACUUUGUGCAGCAGUGGCCUCAUGCUGGCUGAAGAUGCUUUGCUUUCCUUGUGCCCAUUCCCCCUACUCCCAGAUUUCAGCGUCACACUGCGGUUGUCAAGUCGGCUACAAUGCUUUUCAGCACUUUGAAUGAAAAAAACUAGUUGGAAUAAACAUUGUUCUCACAGAUGAUUUGUGUCCCAAUUUUUUUUUAUGACAAUUAUUUGUUCUUUUUUCAGCCCAUGUCUAAAAUCCAGCUGUUAAAGAUUAAAACUACUAUUAGUGAAGGUACAAAUGUGCAGUCCUAAAAGUGAAUGGAAGUAAUGUUACCAUAGUGAAUAUUGGAUAGACAAAUAGAAGUAAAUAUCACCUCUGCCUGCCUUCUACUUGAGUUCCUAUAUGCAGUGCAUUUGAAGUUGUAAUUUAUUCUUUGUACAUACAUCUUGUGCGUCAUGUAAAAUGUAUUGAGGCUGGAGUGAAAGGGGUGUGUGGCAAUGAUGCAAAAGAUUUUGUGCAUUUUUUUUUAUUUGGCAACAGUAGUUGCUCUUAGGAAUGGGAUUGGGUGGUGGUGUGGUAGCUUUUAGACAAAAACCAAGUUCAAUUUUACAUGUGAAGGGACCCAUCGAACUGUUAUUCAAACUUUUGUGGCCUCUAUUUUUGAAGUUUAAUAGGUGCAGUAUGACAACCAUUUAAUUGUUUUCAAACUGCACAAUCUUUCGGAAAAUAACAUUAUUGCGCACAUUUAAGAAUUAAAUGAGGUUUUAUUGCAAUUGAGUAAAAUUGUGAUUGUAUAAGUAUGAAAAGGUUUUUAAGCUGUAAGGGGAUAGUUAUUGCCAUAUAGCGUAUGAUCUAUUAAAAGGUCUUACGCAUAGUGACAGCAGCAAGCUUGCACUCCUGACUUGUCAUUGAUUACCCAGAGGCUAGUCAUAUGCUAUAGCCCAUCGACUAGCAUGUUCACGUUCAGUGUCAAUUUUGUUUUGUAUCAAAUCAUCAAGGCUGGCAAAAUGAAAAGAGAAAGCACAGAAAUGUUUAAUCUUGCUACAGCCAAGGCUAUGAAACAUGCAAAAUGGGCAGUGCAAAUGUAGGAAAGUAUGAAAUGCAUCACUUUAUAUAAUUAAGCAAAUAAUUUGAAUGGGGAGGAUAGAAGUUAAUGUUGCACAAGUGUGCUUAAUUUUUUUUUUAGUUGCUCACUGUUUUCAUCAUUUAGGGUUUCAUAAUAAGCAUAACUUUGUAACCAUUUAAUGCUUUUUCUGUGCUGUGGAUGUGGCUUUUUAUUUGAGUAGUGGUUGGGGGAGCUGGGAUCGGAGAACAAGUUACUUUUCUAUGUUGAAUUCUUAUGCUCAGGAAGGCAGGGGUCUGUGUGCUCUUGUUGAGAAGCAUGGAUAUACAUCAUCUACUCCAUCAGAUUCAGAAGUGGGAAAUGACAUUUAUGAAUGAUCCAUCACAAGAAGCUGCCAAUCAGAAUUCACGUUUCUGUAUGUGUAGACACAUUUGACUUCUAUUAAAUUGAAUAAAUUUCGAUUCACUUGAG